UCCAUUUCCAAGGUACAUAGUUCGCCACGUGUCAGCCUCUCACUCGUUACCACUUCCCACUUCCCCCAUCUCCAUGGCGAUAUAGAACACCCCCAACCAAUAGAACAAUCUCGUUCCACAGCUCACAGAGAGAAAGAAAGAGAAUAAUGGCGAGAGAGCUGGAAGAGAGGAGUGGGUACUGGGGGCUGACGGCGAGGCCGUGUGACACCUGCCGGACGGUGCCGGCGGUGCUCUACUGCAGAGCCGACAAGGCUUUCCUAUGCACCGCGUGCGACACGCGAGUGCACGGGGCGAACACGGUGGCAUCGCGCCAUGAGCGGGUGUGGGUCUGCGAGGUGUGCGAGCAAGCGCCGGCCAGCGUGACCUGCAAGGCCGAUGCCGCCACGCUCUGCAUCACCUGUGACGCCGACAUCCACUCCAAUAACCAGCUCUCCCGUCGACACGAGCGCCAGCCUCUCCUCCCUUUCUAUGAAACCCCCUCCAAACCCACCCCUCCCUUAGCCGAUGACCCUUCCUGGCUUUUCUCCACCCCCAAAUCCCCAGAUCUAAAAUCAAGCGAGUUCUACUUUCAGGAUUCGGAUCCUUACCUCGAUCUCGACUUCGCUGGCUCGAUCCAUCAGACGGACAGCAUCGUGCCGGCGCCUGCGCCGGCUCCGAUCAACCUCUCCUUCAGCACCUACACCGAUAGCCAAAGCGGCGAGGCCGGGGUAGUGCCGGAGGCGGUGACGGAGGUGAGCGGCGGUGGAGACGGUGGCCGUGGUUUGGUGGCAAAGAUGGAGAGAGAGGCGAGAGUGAUGAGGUAUCGUGAGAAGCGGAAGUCUAGAAGGUUCGAGAAGACGAUACGGUAUGCUUCUAGAAAGGCUUACGCUGAGACCCGGCCCAGGAUCAAGGGCCGGUUCGCCAAACGAACCGAUGUGGCUGAACCGGUUCCCGAUCCGGUUUAUUUCUUCGACCCAAGUUACGGCGUCGUCCCUUCCUUCUGAGCCGUCCGAUCUCUGAUCUACGACGCUCUUGAUUCCACCGCCUUUGGCGGGAGGGGUUUAUUUCUUAUCGUUCUCAACCGUCCGAUCUGUGAUCUACGGUUGUCAUUUACGGUUCCUUUUUUUUGGUGAGUGUUUUUUGAGGGAAAGGAACCGGAAACGUGUGGGAAACGGGAAUGGGGAAACGGAAAUCAGGAAAGUGCUGCUAAAGAAAAUCUCUUUUAUAUUUGACAAAAAUGUGGGGUUUUUUUUGAAAAAUAAUUUUUGAGGGUAUGUAUGUGUGAGGAAGAGGAAGUUGAAUGCCAUGGAUUAUGUAAUGUUUUUUUUUCCAAAAAAAAUAAUAACCAUGAAUCUCAAUUAGUUUACAAGCUAAGCAAUUGAAUUCACUGUAAUACAUGGAUAUAUAACUGAUAACAAAAUCUUAUAUUCCAUGAAUAA
Dioscorea cayenensis subsp. rotundata (Guinea yam) is the source of this 1418-nucleotide messenger RNA. RefSeq names its product zinc finger protein CONSTANS-LIKE 5-like. The transcript is spliced from 2 exons. Gene Ontology annotation, molecular function: zinc ion binding; protein binding. Gene Ontology annotation, biological process: regulation of photoperiodism, flowering; regulation of flower development. Gene Ontology annotation, cellular component: nucleus. The record is from RefSeq and is a predicted model, not a curated record. Bases 147 to 983 code for a protein of 278 amino acids. NCBI's taxonomy places the organism in Eukaryota, Viridiplantae, Streptophyta, Magnoliopsida, Dioscoreales, Dioscoreaceae.